Molecule: messenger RNA, 1250 nt
Organism: Zingiber officinale
Lineage: Eukaryota; Viridiplantae; Streptophyta; Magnoliopsida; Zingiberales; Zingiberaceae
Product: wall-associated receptor kinase-like 2
Exons: 3
Coding region: 1-1242 (413 amino acids)
Biological process (GO): cell surface receptor signaling pathway; protein phosphorylation
Cellular component (GO): plasma membrane
Molecular function (GO): ATP binding; protein serine/threonine kinase activity
Source: RefSeq, a predicted model, not a curated record
AUGAACGAAUCUUCCAACGAAGAACCCCUUCGCUGGAAGUUGGCCGGAGAUGAAGACGAACCACCGCCGCUGCCUCUUGCUCUGCCACCUGUACCCCGGGUGUUGAAGCUGCCAGAAAGUAGCCGGAAGGUGGAGUUCACACUAGAGAACCCCUCCAACAUCAAUGAAUGCAAUCUGCAAUCAAAUCCAUGCUCAGAUGUCAUUUGCCAGAACCUGCCCGGUGUCAUCCUUGGUGCUAGCAUUGCAACAGGUCUUUUGCUUUUAUGCAUAACAUUGGUCAUCGUAGGCAAAAAAUGGAAGCAAAGAAAUCAACAGAAAAUCAAAAAAAGGAAUUUUCAAAGGAAUCAUGGUUUGCUACUUCAACAAUUAAUCUCCACAAGUGAUCAUGUUGAAGAGAGAACAAACAUAUUUUCUCUAGAAGAAAUAGAAAAGGCAACAAAUAAUUUUGAUGAAACUCGAGUACUUGGAAGGGGAGGACAUGGAACAGUUUACAAAGGAAUUCUAUCAGAUCAACGAGUUGUUGUUAUAAAAAAGUCAAAAACAGUUAAGACGGGUGAGAUUGACCAAUUUAUAAACGAGGUUGCGAUUCUUUCUCAAUUGAAUCAUAGGAAUGUAGUUAAGCUUCUUGGAUGUUGUUUAGAAACUGAAGUUCCUUUACUGAUUUAUGAAUUUAUCUCUAAAGGGACCCUUUCUGAUCAUCUGCAUGUUUCACGAGAUGGAUCUAAAUUAUCAUGGGAUGAUCGUCUCAGGAUUGCUUCAGAAUCUGCAGGAGCACUUGCCUAUCUACACUCAGCUGCUUCUAUGUCUAUCUUCCAUAGGGAUGUCAAGUCAUCAAAUAUUCUUUUAGAUGAUACUUUUAAGGCGAAGAUAUCAGACUUUGGAGCAUCAAGAUUUAUUCCUCUUGAUCAAACACACAUAGUUAUUGCUAUACAUGGUACCUUUGGGUAUAUUGAUCCAGAGUAUUAUCAAAUUAGCCAGUUGACGGAGAAAAGUGAUGUUUAUAGUUUUGGAAUUAUUCUUCUUGAACUUUUAACCGGAAAGAAGCCCAUCUUCUCAACCAAAAAUGGGUUACAACAAAAUCUAGCCAUGAAUUUCCUUCAAGCAACAAGAGAGAAUGUGUUGCUUGAUCUUAUAGAAGAUCGUGUUUUGCAAGAAGGAACAAAGCAAGAGUUUCUUGAAAUCAAUAGUCUGAUAGAAAUAUGCCUAAAUUUGAAAGGUGCUAAAAGGCCUACAAUGAAAUAAGUUGAAUA